Molecule: messenger RNA, 4927 nt
Organism: Corvus hawaiiensis (hawaiian crow)
Lineage: Eukaryota; Metazoa; Chordata; Aves; Passeriformes; Corvidae
Gene: EVC2
Product: EvC ciliary complex subunit 2
Exons: 22
Coding region: 271-4170 (1299 amino acids)
Biological process (GO): smoothened signaling pathway
Cellular component (GO): plasma membrane protein complex; ciliary membrane
Source: RefSeq, a predicted model, not a curated record
GCUUGCAGCGAGUCCGCCCAGAACUGCAGCCCCACAGCCCGCAGGCAGUCCCCGACCGCCGCCAUCGCACCGGACCCGACCCGCGGCACGGAGAGGGCAGGGCAUGAGGGGAGGUCCCGCUGCGCGGGGGCCCUCCGCCCCUCGCCCUCGCCGCGGUGGGAGGAGACCGAUGGCGGAUGGCUGCGGUGCCUGAGGCCGGGCCUGACUCGGGGUAACUCUUAGAAAGUCUCCGCGGCGCCGUCCGCACCCGUGGAGGGUCCGCCUGCCGCCAUGCGGUGUCUGCUGGCCGGGCUACUGCUCGCGCUGCUCCCCGGCGGCCCCUCCGCGCCCGCCCGGCCCCUCGCAGCGGCCACCGGGCGGGGACCGGCCCGGGAGCCCUGCGGUCGGACGGCGGCUGGGGUUUUUGAACAUGACCUGUGGCUUCAGAAAGAGAUGGGAUGCCUAGGAAUGGCAGCAGUGCCCUUACGUGUGGUCAUUCAGGCAAGCAAAGCCUCUCACCAGCUCUUGACCUCUGCAGCCUCAGACAACCAGUGGAGCCAUUCCCUGUUUGCCUUGAUACCCUCAUGGACAAAGAAGGUGUUGUUCAAACGAGAGUCUGAUGUCAGCCUCCUUCUGCCUGAAGAUGUGUCCAAUAUGUCAGUGUCUUCUGAAUUUGGAAUAACCCUUCAGAAAUGUGGUAUGGUGGAUGUUGAACAUGACCCUCAAACUGCAUACAUCACACUUGUGGUUAAUAACACCAACACAUUGCUCUCAACAAAUAUCACAGAUCUUAUCCUCCUGGACAACAUCACUGGUCUACAUGUUCAAGAAACCAGUGGGAAUAAGACCACAGAUGGCAUACAGAUUUACAGGAAAAAAUCCUUGCAAGGUGGAGAACACUUUGCAAUCAACUACUCUGCACUUCUUGAUGCAGAAGGGACGUGGCAUGGCAGGGUCUUGACACUGCCUGCGAAGCUAACUUUCAGGAGUUCUUCACAGAAUAAAACACAUCUCGUAUCAUUGACAGCAUCAUUCACCAUAACAGAAGAAGAAAAGACCAAGGUAAAUUCUAUGAUUUGGUAUUACAUUGACUCUCCUGCUUAUACUUCUGGACAAUCAAAAAUUUUAUACAGCCAUGGCAUCAGUGCUUCAGGGUUCUUCAUUGCUUUUUUCGUUUCCCUUGUGUUGACAUGUGCUGUUUUUUUCAUCAUUUACCAAACCCAAAUAUUAAAAUGGAGUUUCUGUAGUAAAAACCAGGAGAUACAGCCUGAACACAACCAAAAUCACAAACUGGAGCAUUCUCAGUUUAAUUCAGGGGAUCUGUUUAGUGAAGAUAUAAUUUUGAAUGACCAAAUCAUUGAUAUUCUGUCCUUUGAAGAACCUGGGAACAUGCUUCAGGCUUUAGAAGAUCUGGAGGUUGCCAGCCUGACACGGGCAGAUGCUGAUCUGGAGGCCUGUCGAACACAGAUCUGUAAAGAAGUGAUUGCUGUGAUGCUGAAGAACAUGGCCUUAAAUCACAGCCUCUUUCCUCAUGUGGAGAAGAAGAUAAGUUCUGUUUUCAAAAAGCGGUUUCUUGCAAUGGAGAAAGAGAUUCAAGAGGAGUACGAAAGGAAGAUGGUGGCUUUAACAGCUGAAUGUCAUCUGGAAACUAGGAAGACAAUGGAGGCUCAAUGCCAAAAAGCAAGAGCUGCAAAUGGAGAGGCUGAGGAACUAAUGAGGAAAAUUAAUGAAAAGCCUGCUGUAGAAUACAGAAGUCUUCUGGAUAGACUUCACAGACUGGAGCAGGACUGCCUGAAGAGAUUCCUUUUUGUAAAGCAGGAGGAAUAUUUUGCAAAGGCUUAUAGAGAGCUGGCUGUUACCCAAAGAAAGGAACUCCAUACUAUCUUUUUUACACAGAUAACAAAUGCCACUUUAAAGGGAGAACUGAAGUUGGAAGCAGCUAAAACAUUAGUGGAAGGUUACUCUAAAAUACAGGGUGACAUUGAAGAGCUAAUGGAUUUUUUGCAAGCUUGUAAGAAAUAUCAUCUGAAUAAAAGAUUUUCUUACAGAGAAUAUCUUGUAAGUAAGAUACAGUCAAGGUGUUCUCAUGUCUCUGCUCUUAUAAAUGCCGCAGCAGCCCAGAUAUCAAGUCUCAUUAAUAAGACGGAAAGAGCAGGUCAUCUACCUGAAAGUCAUUUGGGAAUGCUGCUGGACCGAGCCGAAACUGAAAUUAAUUUUGUUAAACAGAAAUUUGAUCAUGAUUUAAAACAAGAAAAGCAGAAGCUUUGCCAGAAACUCAUUACCAGGCGAAGGCGGGAAAUGCUGCAAAUGCAGAAAGAGCAUCAGAAGGAGCAGCUGUCACUUGGAGACCCCUUCAAAACUACUAAUGAGAUCUCUCACUACCUGAGACACUGGAAAAAUCUUCUAAGUGAUCACACCAUUGAAUUUGAAGAACUUACUGAAAAGCUUGACAAUGAGGCCAGCGAAGAGCUGAAAGAGCUUCUAUUUAAUGUAACGGAGAAAGCCAUUGAAGAGCUUAAACGUGUUCAGUGUGGAGUGUUUGUGCAAGAACUAGUCAAGCUCAGUGUGCCAAAAUUGUUCCUGCUAGAAGCUGUGGAGGAGCACAAAAAAGAGAUGGUUGUUAAACGUGGACAGCUUGAAAGGGAAGAACAUGAAAAGAGUGUGGCUGCUGAAGAGCUGCUUCAGCUCACCAGGCAGAAGCUAAGCCAAGAGCUGGAAACAGGCAUUUCAGAACAAAAAAAAACCAGGAGCUGGGAACAGUCAAUAUUCAUGCAACUUCUAAGUUUACCCCUCUCGCUCUCAGAAGAGGAGUUGCUUAGAAUGAGGCAAGAGUUGCACUGCUGCUUCUCUCAGGUGGACAGCAGCUUGGCUUGGCCCAAGAUAAGAGCAAGAACCUUGCUUCAGGCUUUUGAGGUGGAGCAGAAGGACACCGAGGUGCUGAAGGUUGAGCAGAAUUUAGCAAUGACCUGCAAACAGCAGCAUUCUAAAAUGGGAAAAACAGGAUCCAGGAAUAGAAAUAAGUUAGAUAUUCUGAAGAAAUCUUUACAGGACAAAAUUUUAAUUUAUGAAGACUCAGUGAAAGGUGAAAAUUUAAAUAGGAUUAAGUACGAGUUGCAGCUUGAAAAAGAGUGUCACCUGCACAAUCUGGAAAACAAACUUGGAGAGUUUAUUGCUUCUGUAGCCUUUCAAAAAACUGUUAAAAAAUCCAAAAUGCUGGAGCUGUAUACUGCUAUCAUAAAUGUGCAAGCUUUGCUCUUUGAACAACUGAACACAUCAAAAACCCUGUCAAAAUUGGAAUGUAUUCAGAUUUUAGAAGCACAUAAUCCUGAGAUUGAAGAACUUGACAGGAAGCUGGAGUAUGAGAUGUUGCAUAAGGAGUCAGCACAGCAGCAUCUAAUGAGUAGGCAGAGAUGGAUUCUGGAUGGUUUGGGACUCUCGAAUGAAGCUGUGGACACAAAUGCAGAAAGACAUGUGACAGUUCUGUUAAGACAGGCCAUGAAUAAAUGUAGACAAUUUAUAAACCUGUACCAGCAAAGCUUGAGAGAUGAGCAGUGGAAUUGCGUGGUGCUUGAAGAUCUCCUGGAAAAUAUAGAAAUGGAUGCAUUUUUGGCAAUUUAUAGUCAGGAGCUCCAUCUGGCAGGGUAUUUAGCUAAACUGACGAGGGUGCCAAUGGGGAUGUUGCACAGGGUCUUGAACUUGUUGCUGCCCUCCAGCUCACAAAGUGAAGUUCUUUCUGUCCUCGAUUCCAUCAGUAAAUAUUCAGAUGGUGUUGUUGAAAGUGACAGUAAUGCAGACGAGUCUGGCAGCUGUAAGAAAAGGAGGAACCAAGAGUUACGGCAAACACUGGAGAACAAAGUAAGGCAAGAUCUGAUAAACAGUUUAGAAAAGAUCCCUUCUCUAAACAAGAGAAAAGACAGCUUAAUAAAGAAGAAGCAACUUGCUGUCUUGGAAAAAGCAGCAUUCAUUCAUCUUGGAUGUUCACCUGCACAUCCUCCUGCGGAACAGCCUGAUCCACCUGUUUCUCUGAACUCUGCAACUGCUGAAGCUAUAGAGCUGUUAGACACAGGGGAGAAGAUACUUUUGUUCCGUGAGCCAAGUGAUCCAUUACUUGCUUUGCAUAAUUUUCCAAGGAAAAAGAAAAAGAACUUUCUUAAUUCUAAAAAGACUGCUCGUGCAAACAUGGACUCAUAAGAGCAAAUUCCAUUUAAAGUAUCAAUUAGGUAGGAGGAAGUUACUUAAAAUUCAGUAAAAUGAUGAGAAAGAAUGAAGUUUAUGGUUCAAAUAACAUUUGUGUUGUUUUAAUACGAUUUGUCUGAUAUUGGAAAUAGAUGUAAUUUUAGAAUGGCACAAUUAGUGAUGUGCGUCUUGCAUUUUUUAAUUCUUGUCAGUGUUUUGUUGCACUAGGUGAAAUAUGGGUGUUCUAUGAUGCACAUUCUGGCAGGCAGGACUCUGUUCCUUCAGUACAUUUCGGUCAUUUUCGCACUGAUUUUACUGUAGCUGUAUUUUCAUAAUUUAUAUAGAAAGGUUAUUUAUUAUAUAUAGUAGGUACUGGUUUACUAUUCUUGUAUUUAUAUUUUUGUGAUAAGCUGCAGUAUAGCAGAUGACAUGAAGAGAUGAAGUGGAUGAACCACUUGUCCUCUGAUUUUGUGUUAUUCUAGUUAAUUUACUGUUUAACAUUGUGUUUCUAAUAGGCUUUGCAUGUUCCUUCUGCAGUCUGUGUUUUUACAGUGGCAGCUGGUAGUCCAGAUCUUCAGCAUAUAUUUGUGUACUUAGCCUUACAUCCUGGAGUAACUUCAGCUUUUUGCUGUUGUUUCUAAACUUACUUUGGUUGAACUGUGAGUGUGGCUACAGUUUGAAGCUGUUAAAUAUUUACAACCUGUUGCAGUCUUUUUCUUGGUGAAGCAGUGGCACCACAUUUGCUCAGUAGAAAAGCAAAAAAUGUAAAUGG